Molecule: messenger RNA, 1951 nt
Organism: Pterocles gutturalis (yellow-throated sandgrouse)
Lineage: Eukaryota; Metazoa; Chordata; Aves; Pterocliformes; Pteroclidae
Product: protocadherin-23-like
Exons: 6
Biological process (GO): homophilic cell-cell adhesion
Cellular component (GO): plasma membrane
Molecular function (GO): calcium ion binding
Source: RefSeq, a predicted model, not a curated record
GUCAAGGCAACAGAUGCAGAUGCCGACCAGUUUGGUGAAGUUGAGUAUUUUCUUUAUGACGGAUUCCAUUAUUAUGAGAAAUCCAAAGCCUUCCAGAUUGACCCACGUACUGGUCAGAUCUGUGUGUCACAAGACAUUGACAGAGAAGAAGAUCCAACCACUUACGAUCUCUUAGUAAAAGCUACGGAUGGGGGUGGGCUGAGUGCCCAAGCUUUUGUUCGCAUCGAGAUAGAAGAUAUUAAUGAUAAUCAACCUGUUUUUGAACAAGCCGUCUAUGUGACGAGCAUCAGCAGUCACACGCAGCCAGGAACAGAGGUCAUCAAUGUUGUUGCCACAGACAGAGACUCGGGAAUAUAUGGCGUUGUCACAUAUGAACUGGUCCCAGGAGAAUUUUCUUCUUUUUUCACAGUGGAUACAUCCACAGGAAUUGUUUACCUGCUCUCAGCUCUCAGCCACAUGGCACGUUCUGCGCUCUUCCUGACUGUUUCUGCCAGGGAUGGGGGUGGCCUUCCCUCUACCACCAAUGCAGCCAUCACAGUAAACAUCCUUCAGACUGCUUCAACCCCUGCCAUAUUUGAGAGAUCCCGGUAUACUUUUUCUGUUUCCGAAGAUGCACCUGAAGACAGCCUGAUUGGCACAGUAAAGGCUAGAGAGCCUCCAAAUUCUUUAGAAGUGGUUUCUUACCGAAUUUCCUCUGGUGAUCCACAUGGAAGAUUCAUUAUUGACCCACAGUUUGGUAUCAUCCGCACCAAAAAACAGCUUGACCAUGAAACUCAGUCUGUUGCGGUGCUCACCGUUCAGUCACAGCUGGGUAACUCCCCUGUCUACAGUAGCACCCAGGUCAACAUAUCUGUGACAGAUGUUAAUGACAAUCCUCCAAUAUUUCUUACCAAAUCUGAUAAGGUAACCAUUUCACAUACCCAGCCUCCUGGCACUGCUGUCUACAUUGCUCAUGCAGAAGACAAAGACAGUGGCUUAAAUGGGGCAAUCAAAUACAGUAUCGCAAGCAAGCAGUCAAAUGCAUUUAGCAUUGAUCCAAGCCUUGGAGUGGUAAACCUCACCAGGACAGUGUCUGCAGAUAAGCAGCAGGAAGCUGAAGACUGUGGAAGUCCUCCUCUGACUUCUUGGCUGAUGUUGACAGUGAUUGUUGAAGACCAGAAGAUGGGCCCCGCUUUGGUUUUUCAAAACUUGGUGUAUCAAGCAGAAGUCAGCGAAGCUACCUCUCCAGGCGCACAAAUCCUUCAGGUUCAAGCCCAUUCACUUGAUCCACACAGUGUUACCUCCAAGCUGACAUAUUCCUUAGAGCCUAGCACAGAUUCUGUUGCAUUUGGAAUCAGCUUUGAUACUGGCUGGAUUUAUCUUCGGAAACGUUUGGACUAUGAAUGUGCACAGAUACUAAGUUUUAGAGUCCUGGUCAGUACCUCCGAGGAUGAAAAACCCAGGCAAAAUGCAAGUACCUCAGUAAUAGUUAAUGUCCUGGAUGAAAAUGAUAAUUCUCCCAUUUUUAUGCAUAAAAGCUACUUCUUUGAAAUGGAGGAAAAUCCAAUUCCCAAGGGUGUGGUUGGCACCAUUAGAGCUGUUGACGAAGACUCGGGAAGAAAUGGACAACUUUCCUAUUUUCUCUUGUCUGACGGAAAGUAUUUCAAGAUAAAUUCCAAUACAGGUGAAAUUAUAAACUGGGUUGCACUUGACCGUGAAAAACAAGCUCACCACCAGCUGACCGUGCUAGUGACCGACCAUGGGUCCCCGAGGCUUAAUGCCACCACAGCCGUGUACAUCAUGGUGACGGACAUCAACGACAACAAGCCCUUCUUCCCUGGGGUGGCACCCGGGCAGGAGCUGCACCUCCAAGUUUUGGAAGGGCAGCCGCCAGGGACACUUAUUACCACUGUCUUUGCAAAAGACUCUGAUUCUGGAAACAACAGUGUUGUAUUGUAUUCAAUAGAAUCAG